Molecule: messenger RNA, 516 nt
Organism: Puccinia graminis f. sp. tritici CRL 75-36-700-3
Lineage: Eukaryota; Fungi; Basidiomycota; Pucciniomycetes; Pucciniales; Pucciniaceae
Exons: 2
Coding region: 1-516 (171 amino acids)
Source: RefSeq, a predicted model, not a curated record
AUGGUUGCCAAGCCAGUCUGCAAGUUAGAUGUUGGCCAACUUCCACCCUCUUUUGUUGCCCAAAGCCUUGAAGGCUCACCACAAACCCCAUUUCCACUGGACAACAAGAACAAAGGCAAUUUCCAAUCACCUGGUGAUAGCCCUGAGGGAAGUUUUAGCUAUCAAGCAUAUGGAUUUGGCUUGGGUGGAAAAAAAAUGGCAGGCAUGCUUGAUAAGAAGAUUCAGUGCACCACCAAAUCAAUCAAAACCCAUCUGCUCCAGGGGCGAGGAUCAGAUUGGCCAGAUGAUGACAAGGAACUUCACCUCCCUAACCCGCUCCGUGAAAACAACAACACUGACGACACUGAAGCUAUAGUCAAGUUGCGAAAUGAAAUGACAUUCUAUUCUAAGUUAUUUGGUGCCAUCAACAACACUUUCUUGCCAAAAUCUGUUGCAGUUGCCCAAGCAGCUGUGGAUUAUCUAAAAGCAGAGGGUAGCAAUCAUCUUCAAGAAAAUCUGGCUUUGGAAAAAAAAUGA